AAAAUUUAAAUCUUUUCAAAUCUUUGCAAAAGUAAAAACCUGCCACUAUGAAACUGUACAUGAUCCCUCAAUCGCCAGCUGUUAGGGCUGUAAUGAUGGUCGCCAAAAUGCUCGAACUGGAUAUGGAACAAGUUAUGGUCGACAUGGAAAAGAAGGAGCAUCUUUCCGCCGAAUUUAUGAAGAUGAACCCCCAGCACACUGUGCCAGUACUAAACGACGACGGAUUGAUUGUUAUCGAUAGUCAUGCAAUUAUGGCUUAUUUGGUCGGAAGGUAUGGCAAAAAUGACUCAAUGUAUCCCAGUAAUGUGCAAAUGAGGGCCGCCAUUGACCAAAUGAUGUACUUCGAUGCGAGUGUGCUCCAACCAAGGCUCGGCGUAAUUAUCAAAGCCCUCCUUAUGGGCGAAAUGAAGACGGUACCGAAGGAAAUGAUGCAACCUGUGAUGGAGGCUUACGAUAUGAUGGAACGUUACCUCCAGAAACAUAAUUAUGUGGCCAGGGAUUCCCUGUCCAUUGCUGAUUUCAGUGUUGUAGCUACGAUGACUUCUAUGAUGCACGUUGUGCCUAUGGAAAUGGAGAAGUACCCUAAAAUUAUGGCUUGGAUGAAGAAAAUGGAAAUGCUUCCAGUUUACGAGGAGAACCAGAAGGGCUUAGAUAUGAUGAUGUGUAUGAUGAAGAAGAUGAGAUAAUUUAACAUAUUAUGUUAAAUAAACCUUUUUGAAGUA
Messenger RNA from Aethina tumida (small hive beetle), 722 nucleotides. Its product is annotated as glutathione S-transferase 1. Gene Ontology annotation, biological process: glutathione metabolic process. The record is from RefSeq and is a predicted model, not a curated record. The transcript has 3 exons. Gene Ontology annotation, molecular function: glutathione transferase activity. NCBI's taxonomy places the organism in Eukaryota, Metazoa, Arthropoda, Insecta, Coleoptera, Nitidulidae. Bases 48 to 686 code for a protein of 212 amino acids.